Gloeophyllum trabeum ATCC 11539 is the source of this 1665-nucleotide messenger RNA. RefSeq lists its product as uncharacterized. The transcript has 8 exons. The record is from RefSeq and is a predicted model, not a curated record. Bases 7 to 1665 code for a protein of 552 amino acids. NCBI's taxonomy places the organism in Eukaryota, Fungi, Basidiomycota, Agaricomycetes, Gloeophyllales, Gloeophyllaceae. Gene Ontology annotation, biological process: carbohydrate metabolic process; peptidoglycan turnover. Gene Ontology annotation, molecular function: hydrolase activity, hydrolyzing O-glycosyl compounds.
ACAAACAUGAGUCCGUUGGACGAAGAGAAGCGGAGGGAAAUUGGGCAGCAUUUCGUAUUCGGCUUCCAUGGCCACGAUGUCAGUUCGGAUAUCGAGAGGCUGAUUCGAGAAUACUACGUUGGGAAUGUUAUCCUGAUGAAGCGAAACGUCCAGAGUCUCCAGCAAGUCCGGGAUCUCGUGGCAAAACUACAGAAGAUCGCCAAAGACGCUGGGCAUAGUACGCCACUUAUGAUCGGUACCGAUCAAGAGAACGGUUUGGUAUCUGCAUUCAGUGCGGAGAUGGCAGGAACGCAGUUCCCAGGAGCUAUGGCCAUUGCCGCUAGUCAGUCGACAGACCUGGCUGAACAAGUCUCACUCGCCUCAGCUAAAGAGCUUAGGCUCGCUGGGAUAUCCUGGGCGUACAGUCCAGUGUGCGAUGUCAACUCCGAUCCUCGUAACCCUGUCAUAGGUGUACGCUCAUUCGGAGAUGAUCCCUACGAAGCAGCUAAAUAUGCGGCGGCAGUAUCUCGCGGUCUCACAUCCGGAGGCGUUGCUCCUUCAUCAAAACAUUUUCCUGGCCACGGGGACACCCAUGUUGAUUCUCACUUGGACCUCCCGAGGAUCUACAAGAUACAAGAACAGCUGUCAGCUACGGAGCUUAUACCAUUCGAGAGACUGAUAAAGGACGAAAUUGCGACCAUUAUGACUGGCCACAUGGCAUUACCUCUCAUCGUAGGAGAUGACACGCCCUCAUCACUGUCCAGGAUGAUAACCACCGACCUGUUGAGGAGCAAGCUAGGAUACAAGGGGGUUGUAGUGACUGACUGCUUGGAGAUGGAGGCAGUGGCGAUCAAAUAUGGUUCAGAAGGGGGAGCCGUUCUCAGUUUGCAAGCCGGCGCCGACAUCGCGAUGAUAUGUCACCGGAUUGAUCGACAGGUCGGCGCACUAGAGGCGACUUACAGAGCUAUCAACGAGGGCAAAUUGUUGAUGGACGAUAUAGUACGCAGUGGCGAUAGAAUCAAGCAGCUGAAACAGAAGUUUACUGGCUCCUGGGAGGAAACCUUCGACAGACUAGGGCACCUCGACUUGGCUGUGCUGAGCCAAAUGAAGGAAGCAAAUGCGCAGCUCAGUCGCACCGCAUAUGCAGCUUCCACGGCGUUGAUGACCCAGGAAAAAGGUACCUUGCCCCUUGCAAAGGACGGCUUGGUACUGGUGUUCACCCCCCAGGUCGAGCGGAUCAAUCUUGCGGUGGACGACGCAGACGGAGUUCUCCGCGACAAGAACGGUCGGCUGAGGAACACCGCUGGUCCGUCGUACCUCGCCUUCGCAAGAUCUGUCUCGGACCGUGUCCGGGCGGACCACAUCGUCUACGGUCCGUCUACCGAGCUGCCUGAGGGUCUGAAGGCGGCUAGCGGGAUUAUCUUCGCAACUCGCAAUGCACAUACCAGCGUGUGGCAACUGGAGUAUCUGAGACGCGUCAGAACAGCGUACUCUUCGCUACCCAUGGUGCUUGUGACAACCUGCGCACCGUACGAUUUCAUGGAUGCGCGAGACUUGCGAUCGUUGCCCGUGCUCGCCACUUUCGAGUUUACUGUGCCGGCAUUGCAGGCCGCUACGGAAGUGAUAUUCGGGGAGCGUUUGCCGACGGGGCGAGCACCAGUAUCCACACAUUUUCUGGCGAAUUAG